Messenger RNA from Cajanus cajan (pigeon pea), 1329 nucleotides. RefSeq names its product akuammiline synthase 2. The record is from RefSeq and is a predicted model, not a curated record. NCBI's taxonomy places the organism in Eukaryota, Viridiplantae, Streptophyta, Magnoliopsida, Fabales, Fabaceae.
AUGGAAAUCACAAUUACAUCAAGAGAAACAAUCAAACCACUGUUUCCCACGCCAGAUGAACACAAAUUCUUCCAACUCUCUCUAUUUGAUCAGCUUCAACUUACCACCUAUUUGCCAAUGGUUUUGUUUUACCCCAACAAGGAAGGCCUCAUGGAACCUCCUCAUAUAUGUGCUCAAUUGAAACAAUCACUCUCUGAGACACUAUCCAUUUUCUACCCUGUGGCAGGCAGAAGAAAGGACCAAACCUUUAUCACAUGCAAUGACGAGGGUGCUGUUUUCUUGGAAGCCAAGGUGAACCAUGACAUGGUUGAGUUCCUCACACCACCUAGGCUAGAAUUUCUAAACAAAUUGCUCCCAUGUGAGCCUAAUAAGAUGCACUCAGAUGGAGAAGCUUUACCCCAAGUACUUGUACAAGUGAACGUGUUCAAAUGUGGUGGAAUAGCUUUAGGUACGUGCAAUCUUCAUACUCUUCUUGAUGGUUGCUCUGGCAGCCUCUUCCAAACUUCUUGGGCUGCUAUAUGCCGUGGCAAUAAGGAGCAAGUGUCAUCUCCUGAUUUCACUUCUGGCUCUUCUUUCUUUCCACCACUGAAUCAUUUGAGUUUGCAUGAUCAAAACAAUGAGGGUUCAAGUGCACAAAAGAAGUGCACCACAAGAAGGUUUGUGUUUGAUGCAGAAUCCAUCAACACUCUAAGAGAUGAUGGUAAUGAAACCUCAAAACCUCUAACCAGAUAUGAAGCACUGGCUGCUUUCAUUUGGAAACACAUGACACUUGCAUGCAAGAUGGAAUGUGAGGAUAAUAGCACAAGGCCAACACUUGCUAUCCAUGUUGUGGACAUGAGAAGGAGAAUUGGUGAACCUUUCUCUAAAUACACAAUCGGUAACAUUUUGUGGACUGUAAUGGUAUAUUGUGAAACACUCAAUGCAGACACUAGUGUUAGAUAUUUGGUUAGCAUUGCCAGAGAGAAAUUUGGAAAGCUUUCAAAGGAAUUGUUUUUAAGAGUGAAAAGUGACCCCAAUAUCUUGGGGAGCACUCAGUGUGUGGAUUUGCCUCAAGGAAUAGAAACAAGAAGUCCAAUUCCCAUUGUGUUGACAAGUUGGUGCGGUUUGAAUUUCAGUGAGCUAGAUUUUGGUUGGGGGAAGCCUCUGUGGAUUGGUGUUAGAGGAGGUGAUCAGGAAUGUCUCCCUAAUGUAGCUGUUAUCAUGGAAACAGAUGCAGGCAUGGAAGCUUGGUUGACAAUGGAAAUGCAACAUAUACAUAAUUUGGAAAAAGACAUGGAGUUUCUCAGAUUAGCUUUGCCUAAUCCUAGUGUUUCAAACAUAUCGUUUUGA